ACUGUUGGUACACGUACGUAUGUUUGAGAAGAUGGCAAUGCCCAACUCUGGAUCCCAGACUUCGGUAGAAGUCAUCAAGGAGUUGAGGAGGUGUGAGAGACCUCCUUUGCCAGGACAAACUGCCCCUUCUAACACCUGGGAGGCCUUACAGAGGAAUGAGAGACCUCCGUUUUCUGUACAAGCCACCCCUUUUAAUGCCUGGGAGGCCUUGCGGAGGAGUGAGAGACCUCAAUUUCCUGGACAAACCGCCCCUUCUAACACCUGGGAGGCCUUGCGGAUGGGUGAGAGACCUCCGCUUCCUGGACAAACUGCCCCUUUUGACGCUUGGGAGGCCUUGCGGACGAGUGAGAGACCUCUGUUUCCUGGACAAAAUGCCCCCUUUAACACCUGGGAGGCCUUACAGAGGAGUGAGAGACCUCUGUUUCCUGCACAAACUGCCCCCUCUAACAUCUUGGCAGAGUUGCGGAGGAGUGAGAGUGAGAGACCUCUGUUUCCUAAACAAAUCGCUCCUUCUGAGAUCUGGGAGGAAUUAAGAGGUGGUGACAGACCACCAUCUGCUGGACAAAUUGACCCUUCCAUAGUCUGGAAGGACUUGAGAAGGAUCGAGAUCCCUUGGUCUUGUGGAGAAAGCACUCCCUGUGUGAACUGGAGGGAGUUGCAGAGGAGUGAACCACUUCAGUCUCGAGGAGAACCAGCUCCUUCUGUGACCUGGGAGGAGUUGAGGAGGAGUGACGGACCUAGGUCUCAAGGAGAACAUGCUCCUUCAAAGAUCUGGGAGGAGUUGCAGAAGAGUGUAAGACCUCAGCCUCCUCAAUCGUCUACAUCUACAAUCUGUGAGGAGUUACAAGGGAGUGACAGACCUCUGUCUGAUGGAGAAAUGGAUGCUUGUUUGGUCUGGAAGGAGUUAGCGAGGAGUGAGAGACCUCGGUCUCCUGGAGAAAUAGCCCCUUCUGUGACCUGGGAGGAGUUAAGGAGUGUGAGACCUCAGUCUCCUGAAAAAGCUGCCCCUCCUGUAAUGAAGGGGAAGACGAAGAGAAGUGAGCAAAGUCGGCUUAGGAGGAAGAUAAGGUUACCCUUUGAAGAGGGUGUUAAAGACCUCAGUCUUAUGGAUAAAAUGCAGCUACUGUGGUUUGGGAGGAAAUAAGGAGGAGUAAGGGACCUCGGCCUUGGAGGAGGAUAAGACUGGCUUUUAGAAUAAAUGUAGCGAGAUAAGGGGAGCAGGAGGCAGGAGCUUGAUCAUGUCCUUCAUGUAAGUACGCAAGACAGCACAAAUUAGAAGAAGAGAACAAUACAGAGGAGGAGUAGUAUGCAACGAUCUCAAAUUUGGCAAAAUGUAAGUUAAGAACUAGUCAGACAGAAAAUACCCUAGCAACCACCCUGACGACCACUAAAUAACACUAAAUGUUUCUUUUAUGAUAUUGGCCUCAAAAUUUAUACAAACAAUGUAAUGUAACCUCCUAUCAUCAAAGCUAUUCUGGUGCAAUCAAACUGCAUUAGAUCAGAUAAUCGAUGAGAUGAUUCGAUGAGAUGUAAUCUCAUCGAAUCUAGUGCCAUUACUAACAUUACUAUUAUGGGUUAGGGCUAAACCCUUAAUCCUUAUCCUUACCCUAACCCUAAAUAACAUUACACGUCAAAACCCUAGAAUUACCCAAGUAGAGUCCUGAAAAUGAAAAAUAUCAAGCACACAAGAUAAUGCAUUGUGCCAUUGAAAGUUCAUAAAAAUGUGGUGUUAUUUACUGCAAUGUUAGCGAUUUGAAGACCACCAGCCUUAAAAGGUUGGAAAACAAACAUUUUUCAGGUCCCAGCCCUGCUAGGGAAUUUGCAUGUCAGUCUAGAUAUAGAGAUAGAUAUUCAUGUUUGAAUUGUAGUGCAGAACAGUUUAUGAUCCUAAAUAUCAAAACUGCCCAAAUGUGUGCAAUAUCGUGACAGAGGAUGUAUAGAAUGCAUGCACACACCUCUUUCUGAUACAUAAAGAGCAAAGUGAAUGAGGCCACUGGGGUGACUCCUGAGUCCCUUAUGUAUUGAUUGAGCACCAAUCAGGUCGGGCAUGUUGAGAUUCUCCGCAAAGCUGGACUGGUAUAAUAUGUUAUGAUAGGUAAGUUAAAGCCAGCAAAAGACAUAGCAAAUGUUGAAAAAUGGGGCAAGUAUGGAAGACUGGUUAGCCAAUGACGGGUAAGAUCCCCCUGUAAAACUCUGGGACAACCUAAGGCAGGCACAGCCACGAGUACUUGACCCUGCAGCCACUGUGAGCAGGCACAGUGUGCAUGAACCCCAGACAUGGUGGUUCUACAGCUGAUGGAAAGCUGAAAGAUAAGAGUGAGAAAAAAGGCAAGUAUGGAAGACUGGUUCGCCUAUGACGGGUAAGAUCCACCUGUGGUACUCUGGGUCAACCUAAAGCAGGCACAGUCACGAGUACUUGACCUUAAUGCUCCUGUGAGCAGGCACAGUGUGCAAGAAAAGAAAGUGCUACCUAUUGGUAUGUGCAUAACAGACUGGUACAGAUUCAGGAGGAUGUGGUGUGCUUUGGCCUUGAGUGGUGUACAUCUAUUGAUACAUGGGACUGGAAGAGACACCCUACCACUGGCCUCUAAACUUUUGUUAGGGUCUGAUGCCCCAUAAGGUAGGAUUGUAAAAACUUUUAUAAUGAAUGGGCCUCAGACAGAGAGAAAACACAGACAGCCAUGUGACACAGUAACAUGUGUAUGAGAACAUAACUAGCUACAAAUCCUUGGAAUGUUUACAAGGUAUUGCAAAUGAUCAAAGUAUGAAAACAAAACAAACAAAAUCCAGAAAAAAACAAUAAAUCAUAAUAAUGACAAUAAAUUGCCUCAAGGGCAAAAAAUGGGAAUAUCUGACAUGCAGAUCCCCCCUUUUUAAAACAACAUUUCAUCUUUGACCCCCACCCCCCCAAAAUAUACCAUUCUCCUUGAUAGCACAACAUGCAGACCAUGACAGACAAAAAAAAAAAAAACGCUCAAGAGUUGACUGCAUGCUUGUUUCACAAGCUCCUCUUCAGUUGUGUGGGUUUCCAGUUGUGUUUUGGGGGGUUGCUAAGGUAUUAAUAGGUGGUUGCUGCAUGGUCAUGGUUGCCUUGCCACAUGCACCUCAGAAAACUCUUGUCAGAGAGAUGUGCAAGGCUUCCUUGAACCCUGCAUUUCUGCCCUCUCCACAGACAGCGGGUUGGUGGGGUUCAAGUGCUCCUUCCACUGCCCAACUAUAUCACCGGUCUAGCUCAGUAGUUCUUCACUGCUGAGAACAGCCAGGACAAAGUCCUGCCUCCUCCUCCUCAGUUGUCUGACACCCUGUUCACACAUAUCGACUCAAAGUAAAAUGCUCCCUCCUGCCUCCCACAAGCCUGACGCUUCUGGUCGUGUUUGGUGUAAAGUGUUAAUUUGCAAAUUCAGCUCUAAAUGGUCAUUGUCUCCAACUAAGUAAUUCAAUUUCUGAGCGAUGUGUCUCCAUGCAUCAUUUUUAAGUUUUUUGCAAGUUAUAUAAUAUUAAAUGGAGAAGCUGUUAAUGAUGUGAAUGGCAGCCUGUUCUGUCUCUAGUGUUUGAGUCCAUAUGUGUUAACAGGGGUUUCACUUUUCCAGAACCUUCUUGAGCUCCUCCUCCAGCUUUUCCUCCUGUAACCACAGAAGCUGCAGUCCCUCUGUCUCUAUCAUAUGUGUCUAUCAAGAGUUCCCCAAACUAACCAAGUCUCUAUGACAUUCUAACUAUCUAUGACAUUCAAUGUCUCUACAAUUCUCUGAGUCCAUGUCCUCAACCUCCACCAUGCAGAAUGCAAUUGAAAUAUCUCUGUAGUUGUAGUAACGUCUUUCAGACAUUCCCGUUUAACCACUGCACAUUUAGAUUCUAAAUAUGCCCUCUCUACAGAGUUGUGUUUUUAUUUUUUUCAAGUGUUACUUUCACUGUGUGAUCAUUUAUCUAUUUUCAAGGUCAGUAUUUCUCCUCCCCUGCUGAGAAAACACUGGGCAAAGCCCUGCCUCCCACCCCUCAGUUGUCUUGCAGUUUGUCACAAUGUCUUUGAAGACUCUCUCAGCUCCUCCACACCCCAGCUUUUGCCUCUGCAACCACAGAGCAUGCAGUCCCUCAGCACUCUUAUUCCUACCUGUCUGUAAGUUUUUCUCCUCCCCUGCUGAAACUAGCCUGGGCAAAGCCUGGCCACCCACUCCUCAGUCAUCUGACAAUUUGCCAGAACCUCACUAAAUAAUAAAUUCUGUUUAUUUCCAGUGUAGCUAUCUACAUUCAUGGUCACUAGUUCCCCUUUCUCAGUUGAGAACAGGCUGGGUAAAACCCUGCCUCCCACAUCUCAGUUAUCUGAUGGUGUGCCAGAGCCUCUUUGAGGCUUUCCUGAGCUCCUCCCACACUUCAGUAUUUGCUUCUGCAACCAAAAAAGUUGUAAUCCUUUCAUUUUGCUAAUUCUAACUUGUCUAUAGGUAGUUGUCCUUCCCUGCUGAAAACAGCCUGGACAUACCCUGCCUCCCAGAAACUCACUGAGGCGCCUUGAUACUCCUCUCAAACCAAAGCUUUUGCUACCCUGUGCAUAAUGACGUGUCUGUUGACUCAGAAGUCCCCUGAGCUAACCAAACCCCAAAAGCUGUCCUUCAGUGUUGGUAACCUUUUGGUUUCAGCCAGACACUCUCAUUUAACCCUCAUUGUGUGCCCUUCUCUAUGUUGGUCAGGUUCAAAUGUUCCUUCAGCCCACUGAUUAUAUACCUCCAGUGGAGGUCAGUAAUCGGUCUUCUCCUCUGAUAAUUGCCUAGACAUACCCCCGCCUCUCAUUCCUCAGUUAUCCAACAUUUUGCUAAAACAUCACUUAGGCUUACUGAUGCUCCUCACACCCCAGCUCUUCUUCUGAAAGCACAGAAGCUGCAGUCAUCCAAGCCUGUUGAUACCUCACUGUAUAUCACUUCAGAUGUCACACAGUCUAACCAAGCCCAAACACUUUCCUGUUUGACCUGGAGGCUUUCUCAAAUGAUGUCGUCCACCUACAGCAUGUCCGACAUGGCCCACCCAGAAUCCAUGUCUCCAACCUUCCCUGAGAUGCAAGAAAUUCAGAGGGCAGGACUCACAUCUUUUAGCCAGUCACUCCUGUUUAACCCUUAAGCAUGUGUAUACCCAAGUCUGUCAGUUGGAGUUGGAUCCAUCUGAUCCAACCACAAAAUGGAAAUCUCUUCACCCUCUCUGAUGUCGAUCAUCAAUUAUCAGCCUAAUGUGUUCUGAAACUAAGUACAACUUACUUCCACUGCACCUGAAAACCUCUGUUGUCCUCUUGAUGGAAAGUACUGACAAAGCCUGUUCAUGGCUUAAUCUAUUUUUAAAGCCUAGAUUUUUUCUAUUGCUCUAGUCCUUCUUAUAGUAAGUAUGUUUAAGCCUUCCCUGAGAAAUGUGAGGAUUUCUGUUUUACAGCGUAAGGUUUCAUAUCUCUCCUGCGCCUGGAGGAAGUUAUUCAAAACCUUACUCCCUUGUCCACUGCCUUACUUAUCAGUUUUAAAUAGAUGUCACUGAAAACUAUUUCUUAUAAUCAUCUUGGUCAAUAAAUAAUACCCAAAUAAUUCCUGAACACAAUUUCACACAAUUGCCCAAACUGAACAAACCUCAGCUAUCUGAUGGUGUGCCAGAACCUCUUUGAGGCUUUCCUGAGCUCCUCCCACACUUCAGCCUUUGUGUCUGCAGCUAAAAAAGUUGUAAUCCUUUCCUUUAGCUAAUUCCCACCUGUCUGUAUUUUUCCUUCCCUGCUGAAAAAGCCUGGACAAAAACCUGCCUCCCAUUCUUCCAUCACCUGAGUUUGCUGGAACCUCAUUUAUGCUCCUCUGACACUCCAGUUUUUACUUUUGCAACAACAGAAACUGCAGUCCUUCUAACCUCCUGAUACCUACCUGUAUGUUGAUUUAGCCAACCAAACCCAAAAGGCUUCUAUGUUUGAUGAGGAGGCCUCCUCCAUUGUCAUUGUCCACUAUCAGAUUCAUGGUUGUCUGCCACAGCAAGCACAGAUUUUGGCCUCCACAAUAGAGUUUUGAACACGGCCCACUGAAGAGGAAUACAUAUGGCUGAAGAUCAGAUUAAAUUAUUCCAAUGCUGAACCUAAAUGUUUUGCCUAAUGUGUUCUGAAACCAAGUACAACCUAUGCUUGUCCUUGGAGCCAGUCAUGGACAGUCCUUGGCACCAUAGCCAAGUCCACUCUGCGUUUGAUAAAAAAAAAAGUUUAACCAAGAAAGAAAUUCAAAACAUAGCCCUGUGUAUCCAGUGCUCCAUAGUCUUACCUACUUGUUGACCUUUGACUAUCUGCUGCUUUAUUCCUCCUUCCAGUCAGUACAGUCAAGACUCCCCUCUACAACAAUUUGUCCAGCAAAUUUGAGGCUUCAUAACCCUUCUGUGUACAGAUAAUUCAAUAUUACUCCCUUGUCAACCACCUUGCUGUUGCAUUUUAAACAAAUCUCACUGUCAACUUUAUAAUGAUAUCAUGUCUGUCAAGUCAGACAUUCCUACAGCAUUUUCAUAUUUACAGCUUCCAGCUUGUCAUUAGCCUCUGUCUGCAUUUUGUUUUACCUUUGUUUUAUUUAUGAUUUUCUUAUGUAUGUCCAUAUUGUUGUCCUUGUUUGUUGGUGUAUUUUCCUGUCUGGGCCAGCUGGACAUGAAGGCAGCACAGUGAGUGGUCCUGGUGAGAUCUAAACCAGAGUACAAUCCAGAGACACCCCCCUCCCUCCCCUCAUAGCUUUCUGCUGCUUUAUUUUUAAUUUUGCAACUCAAUGUGUUUGUUGUAAAUA
This is a messenger RNA of Thunnus maccoyii (southern bluefin tuna), 6767 nucleotides long. RefSeq lists its product as uncharacterized. The record is from RefSeq and is a predicted model, not a curated record. The transcript has 2 exons. The coding region runs from base 20 to 1144 and encodes 374 amino acids. Lineage: Eukaryota; Metazoa; Chordata; Actinopteri; Scombriformes; Scombridae.